Rana temporaria (common frog) is the source of this 5235-nucleotide messenger RNA. RefSeq names its product sterile alpha motif domain-containing protein 9-like. The transcript has 2 exons. NCBI's taxonomy places the organism in Eukaryota, Metazoa, Chordata, Amphibia, Anura, Ranidae. Gene Ontology annotation, cellular component: cytoplasm. The record is from RefSeq and is a predicted model, not a curated record. Gene Ontology annotation, molecular function: protein binding. The coding region runs from base 59 to 4810 and encodes 1583 amino acids.
UUUUGUUUUUAUUGUUGCAGAUUAUAUAGAGAAGCGUGGAUGAUUUCCACAGAUAAAAAUGGGUGACAAACCUCUGAAAUGUUGGACGGAGAACGAUGUCAGCAACUGGUUGUCUUCAAUUGGAUUAAAACGGAAACAUAUCACUAAACUUCAUGAAGAAGAGGCCACAGGAGCAGUGCUAAGAAUCCUCAAUGAAGGUGAUCUAGAAAAAAUGGGAAUGAAAUAUUUUCAAAUACAACUUUUACUCAGAGAAAGAGAUAAACUUUUCGAAAAAGAGAUCCAAAGAAAAUCACCAAAGGGGGAGGACAAACCUCAUCCAGAACCUGGGAGAAGCUCCAUCAAUCCCCCAGACAUAAGUCCAUCAUCUGCCAAACACAAGACAGAGGAGGAAGAUCAGAGAAAUAGUAACACCCUACAAGAAAAACUUAGAGAUACCCAGUCCAAGCCCACAGAAAUGGAUAGCAAUUUAAUAACAAAAUCUGUCCAAGUAGACAAAUUCCCUCAGAAGAUAACCAUCAAUGUUUCUGAGGACCACCAAGAUACAACGAGCCCAGAAGAUAAAAACCAAAUUGUGGCAAAAGAUUCUGAAAGGUUCAAGGGUUCAAAGGAGAACGCCAGACCAACAGCUUUUACACAGAGCAUUUUCCGACCCUUCGAUAAUCGUGAUACAAACUUCAAAUCUGUGAAGAACCAGGUACUUCCCCCUGAGACGAGCAUCGCCGAUCUGAUCACUCCUUGUCACGAGUACAAAUCAUUUUCUAUUGCCGCAGACUUGGAUAGGCCAAGACUUUUAGCAAAACUACGAUAUGAGACCUUUCGAUUUGCUGCCGCCUGUCUGAACAUGAGAACCAAUGGAACCAUACACUUUGGAAUCAUGGACAGUGUGGAAGACAAAGGCUUCACACAUGGACAGAUCGUUGGUAUUCCAAUUAGAAAUAAAGACUGGUAUGCAGAUUUAUUGAAUGAUUUGGAUAAGAGUUUUCCCGAAGCCAGUGAACAUACAGCUGCAGCGAUGUGUAUUCGCUGCCCUCAAUUUAUUGAGGUUGUUGAUGUGGGGUCGGAAGAGGAAAGGUUUGUGGUGGAAGUAGAUAUUGAGUCUCUAUCCGUCACUGUAGAGGGGAAAAUGUUUCAAGUAAGAUUGCCAAAGUUUGAUGAGCAUAAGAAUAAGACUUUUUAUGAAAAGAAAACUAUAUAUGAGAGGGCGGGGACAAAAUCUCAGCCAGUUAAAAUAGAGGAGGACUAUAAUGCAUUUAUGCUGAGGCUAAAAGAAGCCGAUAAGAGGAGAAAGGAAGCUGAGGAGGCCAAUGUUCCUGAAGCACGCAGAUAUGAAAAUCUAGGUAGGAAAGUAUCUGUCCUGCUAACAAAUGGUAAGCAGUACUUCGAUGACACACUGCAAUAUGUACUCAUCACAAACCGGUGUGAGAAAAACCAACUACAACACUUAAACUUUUUGAAAUACUUGAAAAUGUUGUGUGUUUUUGAUUUUGAUGCAGAGUCUGACAUCAGUGGGCUACACUCCAAGUGUAAAGAUUACCAUCAGACGAAUAUAUACUCCUUAAAGAGCUAUGCCAGUGAGUACGGGAAGAACCUGGAUGACAUUAUUAAUAAUCUGGGGCUCUUCAAGCACACAAGCUGGAUAUUUUGUAAUGGACGGAAGAGUUUCCUUGGGGAAGAUUUACCAUGUGAUGAGCAAUCUUGGAUCAAAAACAAAAUGAAGCACUUUAAGAAAGCCGUUUCUUUAAUCUGUGAUAAUAUUGAGAAAGGAUCCUUCAUCGUGCUCUUCAUGCUGUUGUCCCCUGUGGAAAAGCCAAUUGUUAAAGCCUUGAUGGAAUUUUAUGAGGAAUUGAGCGGGAUGGAAUACAUCACUUGUAUCACAGAGUGUGAAGAAUAUUACACACAAUGGGCUGGCUUGGCACAAGUGAUAUGUAACAGAACAGAACUUGACCAAAGAAGUGUUGUUGGCAUGAAGCUCAGCCAUGUUGACGCUACAGUUCAAGACAUGAUUCCAGAAAAAAACUUCAACAGAACGUUACCCGUCUCUACAAAAGGAGUUUGUGUUCUUACAACACCUAAAGAAGAAAAAAUGAACUCCCUAAACAUCUUGUGUGUAAAUGAGUGUGAAAACACCAACCUUAAGGCCAUAGACCCCAAGACACUUGAAAGUGAUUUCUAUCGAGGAGGAAAAAUUAGCUGGAAACAUUUGUGGCUUGCUGAGCAGACGAAAUGUGGGGCAUUCAUUGAGCGCCAUGCCUGUCAGGAAGUUGAGGGCAUGCUGAACGGCAUCUUAAAUAAAGACACCGUGAAACUUCCUGUAGCACGGAUCAACAUUUUUCACCAGCCAGGCAGUGGGGGGAGCACAGUGGCCAGGCAGAUCCUCUGGAAAAACAAAAAGAACUUACGGUGUGCCAUAGUGAACUCAAGAUACCAAACUACAAAGGUGUGUGAACAUGCGGUGGAGCUCAGAGAGUAUGAAGAAAGGGACACUGAAAAUUGUUUGCCAGUUCUCCUUCUUCUGGAAGACUGUACCGAAGAGUACAUUGAUGAAUUAAAACACAGUUUACGAGAAGUCAUGGUUCAUAAAAAAGUGAGACGUGCAAAGACUUGCUUUAUCCUCUUGACCUGUAAACGUUCAAAUGCACCAGAAAAGUCUUGUUCAGCCUCACCCAUCGACACAGUCGCCAUCACCCACAAGCUCAGAGAUAACGAGAAGCUGCUGUUCAAAGACAAAGCUGAAGAACUCAAUGAAACAUUUCCUUCUCAGGACCUGAUCAUUACUUUAAUGAGUCAAGAGUUCAAUAAGAAGUACCUGGAAGACUUUGUGAAGAAUGUGAUGGAAGAUCUAGACCACUCUUCUCCAGUAACUCGUCUGAUCAGAUACGCAGCAUUACUAAAUCAUUAUGUUAAAAAUUCUUAUAUCUCCCUUUCCCACUGUGAAGUCCUUCUGGGAAUUCAGUCUUAUGUUACUCAAGACUACAGACUGAGCCAAAAUCAUGAUCUCAACAGCUUAAGUGAACAAGCACUGAUCAUGGAGCUAAGGGAUGAAUCAACAUUCAUUUCUGCCAUUCGUAUUUUACAUCCUCUAAUCGCAGAGGAAAUUAUAAAUCAAUAUUCCACCCGUUCAUACCCUCAGAGUAAGAUUGCCCUGGAACUACUCAACGAAUCUGCUGCUCUCAACCACAGAUUUGCACAGCAGGAAUUUAUAAAAUUUAUAAAAGACUUGUUUUUCCGGCGACACAAGAAAAGUCGUGGUGACAAUGUAGACAGUUUCUUUUCCCCACUAAUAGAACACGUAUGUAAUGUGGAAAGAGACACUGAGAAGGCCAUUGAACUUCUACAGGUUGCCUUUGAGCAAUUUGAUAAAGAUGCACAUUUUGCACAACAACUUGCCAGACUCCAUUAUAAAAAUUCUAAAUUUGAAGAAGCACAGAAAUGGGUGGGAACCGCCAAAGCAAAGCUGCCGGAUGAUUCAUAUAUAUUGGACACUGAAGGACGCCUCUACAAGGAAUGGUUUACCGCAAACCACGACAAGUAUAAGGAGAACCCAAGCUCAGUAGAUGAAAUCAGCCUGAUUGAGCUUGGCCUUAAGUCAAUGGAGAGCUUCAGAGAGGCACAGAGAGCUGCAAAUAAUGACAAAGAUACAAUCAAUAACUCUGGAUAUAUGGGGGAAGUAGAUAUUGGAUGCAACCUGCUAGAGCUGCUACUAACAUUAUUUGAAAACAUAAAGAAAGACAAGGCAGAAUUGGUGGAAUAUCUUUUCAAUGAAAAAUACAUUCCAGAAGAGAUAAAGGACUCUUGGGCAAAGCUACACGAUCGUUUAAAAAGUUUGUACCAAAAUAUGUAUAAAGCUCUAGAGUGGAUUUCAGAAGACGUCGGCUGCUUUCAGGGGGAUAAAAUUGAUGUCUGGGAGACAACCAAGAAGGAUGAUUUUGUCGGGAAUUGGUUAGUUAAGCAGACAAAAAUAUUUGCCGAUUGUUUUAGAUCUGUAGGCCGGGCAGGCUAUUCUGCAUCAGCUGAAGAAAAUCCAUUUGCCAGGAAGAUGGCAAUUUAUAGCCUAGGGGGCAGCAGUGUGGCAACCAUUCUGUCAUUGUUAUCCAAUUCAAACGUUGAACAAUCAGUUUCAGAUUUGGAGAAGAUCAUCAACUGCUACCCUAGAGACAUAUCUGAAGACAGACUGGAUGAUGGUGACCUCAUUAGCCUCAUAAUGUGCCAUAUUGCUCUGGGAAGUGUCCAGCCGGACUCUAGAAAACUUUUGGAAUUCAAGAAAUUGCUGGAGAUAAGCCAACGGUUUCUGAAUGAGCGAAAAACAUUUCCUGCAAGUGCCUACUUUCUUAUUUUCAUGCUUUACUGGCCAGAUGAAAGAUUUCUAACCUCACAAUAUGCAAACAAGGGCAAUGUUCUGAACUCUGCAAUGGAAAAAGCUAAACGGCUGCACCAGAAAAGAAUUAAGGACGUCCCCGUCCGUAAGAAAAGAACAAACGUGCUCUUCUUCCUCGGGAAGGGCAUCGGCCUCCAGAAGUUAAUUUUCAGAAGUGCUAUAGAAAGGCUUCUAAACCAUCCAUUAAAUGAACGCACCUUCCGAUUUCACAGCGACCCAAACGAUAGAAAACUAAUUCAGGACAAGCUAAAGAAAGUCGAUGGAUGGACAGAAAAUGGAAGAGUCUACACAAAGGGCCCUUUCGGAAAAGGGAAGAUCGAGGUCUUACCUCUAAACUAUUCAUCAGUUCCUCAUGGGGAGGAAAAUGUGACUUUCUACCUGGGGUUCACCUACAUUGGAUACGUAACUUACGGGAUUGAAGUCAAAGAACAUUAAAGUGGAUCUGAACCCAAGAAGAGAAAUUUCAUAUUGCACCUUACCUGCCCUUAGAUGUGAUGGCUGCAUUUGUUUUCUUUUUUUUUUUCCAUUUGGUGAUACUGUCAGUAACACACUUCUUGUCCUAGGGUGACAACGCCUACUCACUGUACUGUAUCAGUGGAGGAGGCAGCAAUGUCACCCAAGGACUGAACUACAGAACACCUACCCCAUGCCUACUUUUUGCCAGAACAUGGAGGGAGGUGUUCUGUAGUCCACACAGAGAACUAGGAACAAGGUGAUACCAGUCAGAGCACAGCAAGUUAUACGUUCACAAGAUUUCUGACAGGAUUGAAUUGGUAUUUGAUGCUCUUAUUGAACAUGGCAAGUGUGGCAAACCUAGCCACUUCUGGAACGCUGGACGUUACAUGUCAUAGGGUUGUCUG